ACCCAGACUCUACAAAUAGAAUGAAUGAAGACGCUCUCUCUAGAACAUCUGUGCCACAACCCAGUUCAUACAGUUCAUAUAGCGAUUCAAUAGUUGACAAUUCAAAAUUUCAAUCAGAACAGUCAUCCACGAUGGCGCAAAUUUGUGAAAAUGUUGAAUUAAGCAAUAUGGACAUUUCACAUAUACCAGUUGAAGCCAGUUCACCCAAUAAUCUCGGCUCAAUUCCUACAACACUUACUUUGCCUCAAAAUAGUAAUUAUGCAAGGGAAAAUUUCUGCUCUGACGAUUUACUAGUCAGACACUCUUCCUCUAUUAAAGAAAUGGAGAAAAAAAUUCAGUUAUUAGAAAGUAGAAUGAAGAAGUUUCGAAGACUGAAGGAGAAAGCUUGUUGUCGUUGCAGUAAAAAUUGUAAGGAUGAUAUCUCAGUAAACACGAAUCUGAUAUCUAUAAUCUGUAAAAGUAUGGCAGAAUAUUACGAUGAGAAAAAAGAGGCGUGUUCUAGAAACAAACGAAAUAUCGAUUCGGAACCGUGUACCUGUAGUAUGAAAAAGGCAAAGCUGAAUAGGAGACAACAACUGCACAAAAGUAAUGCAUGCAAAAACACAUGUUUGUGCAAAAUUGAAAAUUGCGAUGAAAAGUAUCAACUACGAGAUACGUUUUGUAAUAACACUGAGAAUGCUGCGAAGACGAUUGAUAUUUCACAAUAUGAGCAUACGUUGUCUGUACAUAAAAAUAAUUUACUUUCGGAUACAUCCAAUACGUCUCUUAACGACACUGAUGAAUUUGACAAAAGAGAGUUGGUUUCUCAUGAAAAAAGUACAUUGCAUUCAACAGAAAUUGCAUCUGUCGAAGAUAGUUUAACAUCAUAUUUAAGUGGCGAUGAAUCUGUAAACGACAAUUCCUUAGAUAAAGAUAAUGUAGAAGCUAUGGAUGUGGAUAAUAAAACAAGAACUGAAACGAUAUUAUUUAGCGAUGAAAAUUACACCGAUCAUACUUAUAGCAAAAUUGUUGAAAUUAAUGCAGAAGAAAAUGAAAUGAGAAAUAAUGAUGAAAUAUACGCAAGUGUGGACAAUCUUUUAAACAAAGAUGAUUUAAAAACUAUCGGCAUGGAUAAUCGAACGAAAACUGGAACGAUAUUUUUAUCUAACGCUAAACAAUCCACUUAUCAUGCUGCUGGCAAAAUCGUCGAUAUUAAUGCAGAAAAAAAUAAAAUAAAAAAUAAGGGCCAAAAUAUACAUAUAAAAGAUAAGGUUGGCGAAAUACACGCAAGCAAUAAUCUUUUAAACAAAGAUAAUAUAAAAGCUAGCGAUAUAGAUAAUCAAACGAAAACUGGAACGAUAUUCGUAUCUAAGAAUGAAAAUUCUACUGAUCAUGCUGAUGGCAAAAUCGUCGAUAUCAAUGUAGAAAAAAAUAAAAUAAAUAAGGGCCAAAAUAUACAUAAGGAUAAGAUUGGCGAAAUAUACACGAGUGAUAAUCUCUUAAGCAAAGAUAAUAUAGAAGCUAUGGAUAACCAAACAAUAACCGAAAGAACAUCCUUAUCUAAAGACGAAAAUUCUAUUAAUAACCAUGCCGAUAGCAAAAUUAUUGAUAUUAAUGCAGAGGAAAGUAAAAUGAAGAGAAAAAAUAUACAAAAAGGUAAAGUUACCGAUAUUAAGGAAAAUCGCCUAUUAAAGAAAAUUCGAAACUUGAAAAGAAAAACGCGAGCCAGUUUGCCUACAAAUAAGCAUGAGAAUAUUGAAUCAUAUUCCGACCAUAGCUUUGAGUACAAUAAUUUGGCGAAAAAAUCGCGAAUUGAAAAUGAGGAGGGUUGUGGCGGUCGCUCAUUAGAAAAUAGUAUAAAUGAUUUAAAGAAGAAAUUGAAUACACGAAUAGAGUCCAUAAAUAAACAAGAAGACAAUAAAUUAUGCUCUGACGAUUAUGAACCGGUGAAAAAAUUACGAAUUGCACAUACUCCAAAAACGUCAGUUUCUCAAUUGAGCAUCAACGAAAAUAAUAUUACACAUAGCACAAUAAGAAAUAUAGCUAGCUUAAUGACUCAAAAAAGUAAUGGAAUUCCACAACUAGGUAUUCGGAAAAGUAAUUUAUUAACUAAAAGCGAAAAAAGUCGUACAAUAAAUGAGAAAUGUGAUGAGAAAAACGUCAAAUGUAAUGACGUCUUGAUUAAAGAUACAAACAACAGAAGUAUCUCAAUGGAUAGAGUAAUAGGAGAGACAUCGAACAACAAUGGCGAGCCGAACGUAUUACAUAAUAAUAUCGCAAACGAUUCGGACGAUUUAGAAUCAGUUCCAUUGAUAUUGCGACUCAAAGUCCUGUCAAACUCCAGUAUCCUCUGUAAAAAAGAUAGGCUUACCAAAGCAUUGAAAACAAAUGAAAAUAAAAAAGAGAUAACGCCGACCGCUAAUGAAGAUUUGGAAACACUUGGAAGUAAGAGUCAUGACGAUCACAAAAUAUCAAAGGAUGUGAUUUCGAAUGGCGAGUCGUCAGUUCUACACGACCGAUCAAACGUGUCGGAAGCAAUGCAACAAAUUAAAAAAGAGAUAACGCCGACCGCUUAUGAAGAUUUGGAAACGCUUGGAAAUAAGAGUCAUGACGAUCACAAAAUAUCAAAGGAUUUGAUUUCGAAUGGCGAGUCGUCAGUUCUACACGACCGAUUAAACGUGUCGGAAGCAAUGCGAAAAAUUAAAAAAGAGAUAACGCCGACCGCUUAUGAAGAUUUGGAAACGCUUGGAAAUAAGAGUCAUGACGAUUACAAAAUAUCAAAGGAUGUGAUUUCGAAAUGCGAGUCGUUAGUUCUACACCGAUCAAACGUGUUGGAAGCAACGCGAAAUAAAAAUCAUAAUAAUAGCAAUGUAUCUGAGGGAGCUACUGAAGUUCUACGUUCACCAUCACCAAGAGAUAGUGGUAUCAUUGUUGAUUAUACAAAUGAUACGAAUAGCACGAAAGAAUCUCUCGAUCAAAUAAAGGAAGAAACAUGCGUUAAUAAUGAAGCAAAUGGAGAUAAAGAAAUGAAAUUUAUCGAUGCCAAUCAUGAAGUCGAGGAGAAACUCCAAACGCCAAAGUUACAAUUAAUUAAAUAUAUUAGCCAGAAACGUGUCAAAAAAUACAAGAUGACACGUGCACAAAUAGAAGGCGUUAUUAAAACAACAGAACGAUUUGUUAAAAAGCAACUACGAAGGCUUGUAAACAGUGCCUGGGAAGAGGCUAUACAUGACGAUAUAAUAAAAAAAUUAGGAAGUACAUGCGGACCUCGUAUCAUAGCCAAAUGCAUAGUAGAGUUUUUAUUGGAGGAGGUCGAUCAUGAUGAAGCUCUGGAUAAGUCAUUUACUCCCCCGGCACCAUUGAUGACAAAAUUUGAACAGAAGAUCAUAACGUUAUUGAUCGAUUUGGAGGUGUCGAAACCGUCGGUGAUUUAUUUCGUACAAGCUGCCAUCGAAUACAAUCUGUUUAGACUUAUCAACGAUUCUAUGAUGAAGAUCCUCCCAGUUAACUUGCUCACGCGGAUUUAUGUCGUCCUGUCACGUCUUCAGAAGGACAGAGAAAAAGUACGCAUGAUGUGCUGCAAUGCUCUCUAUUGCAUGGGUCUCAAGUCAAUAGGUGUUUUGUAUACAGUAUUAACGUGCUGGCCUGAAGUUCUUCCAAAUGCCGAGGCUAACAAAGGAAUAUUACCGAAGUGUAUAGCCUUUCUCAUCAGCUCGCUGCAAAUUGAAAAUCCUUAUUCAGCUCAGAAGCCGUCAGUACAGAAAUUAAACAUAUUAAAAGACUACCUAUCAAGAUUUUAUAAAUAUAAUUUUAGCCAAGAAACAACAAGUGAUAUUGUUAAGGAACUUAUAACUACUCUUAAAGCUGAACGAGUCGAUGGCUUAGAUACGGCUAUUAUACUUGUUGCGAAGAAAAGAGGCUCGUCUUGGACAUAUAAAAAUAUUAUUGAAUCUUCUCUAUUGCCAAUGAUCAUAAGAAAUGAGCAUCCCUGUAUAUAUAGUGCAUUUUCUUUACUCGGAAGGCUUCUGCGCGCAUUUACAUCAGAAAAUAAAGACGAUGCCGUGAAGAUUAGUGAGAUUAGUGAACAGCUCUGUGACCUCAUCAAAUCUGGCCAAGGUUCACACGAUCAACAAGAGGGCAUAAUAUCUGCAUUGCUCAGCCUUUCCAGACAAAAAUUCAACGUUGUCGCGCCGUGUGUGUUAAAAUGGGAGCCGAAUAAACCGUUAAGGCCAAUUGUUAACACGCAGUUACAAGCGUUUAUAAAAGCACGUGAUUCGAAGUUUUGGAAUAAUUACUUAUAGGUCUUUCAUAACCUGAACCAAAACGCUAAAUAAACAUCCAGAAUGAAACAUGAGAUGUCGAUUGAAUUUAACAAAUGUAACAUAUAUCUUUUGAUCAUUGUGUAAUCUGCUAACAGAAAAUCAAGCAGAAUUACAAUAAGAAAUGAAGUAUCAAUGUUUAAAAAUUUUCGAUAUAAUCCAAUUCAUGUAUUAUAUUGUUUUAGGUUUUAGCAGAAUUAUAGUUUACAUGCAUGAUGUAUAAUUUUACGAUUUACAAUAAUUUGUUGGUAAACGUUCGAUUCAUAAAAAUCUAAU
Temnothorax curvispinosus is the source of this 4574-nucleotide messenger RNA. RefSeq lists its product as uncharacterized. Bases 21 to 4280 code for a protein of 1419 amino acids. The record is from RefSeq and is a predicted model, not a curated record. The transcript is spliced from 8 exons. Lineage: Eukaryota; Metazoa; Arthropoda; Insecta; Hymenoptera; Formicidae.